GGCUGGGGCUGGAGUGUCGGGGUCCUGGAGCCACACGCGGGUUCACCUCCUGGCUCUGUUGCGUAUUCGCUGUGUGACGUGGGUCAACUUUGGUUUCUUCAUUUGAGAAAAGACGGGGAAGACGGGCGGGUGGUAGGACGGACGGAAGCUUCCCUUCAGCCUUGCCCUAGUCGUUUCCCACAAACUACAGGAACGUGGUAGCUAGGGCCGUUGCAGGGGACCGUCCUCUUUGCGGCCUGUGAGCGAACGCGCCCUGGCCAGGGCCCUGACAGCAGACGUCCGUGUGCCGGCACCGCACUGAAGCCUCACGGCCUGACCUCGUUUCAUCCGCACAGACCUCAGCAGUUCUGUUUCCAUGUCUGUUUGGCAGAUGAGGAAACUGAGGCACGGAGCAGUUCAGUAACCUGCUGGAGGCUGCAGAGUGGGGACCGGAGCCCCGGGUUCCGGCUCCGCGGCAGCUCCACAGCCCGUCAGCUGCCGCCUCUUCAGGUAGGAGGGCUGGGCCUGGAACCUGGCCUGGAGGUGACUCUGCCGCCCGUGGAAGCCCCGCGACAUGUCUGGGAUGGUGGACGCGGGCGACCUGGUGCAGCUCCGGCAGCUCAACCUGGCGCUCCUGAGGCAGCUGUGGGCCGGGCAGGAUGCCGUGCGGCGCUCGGUGGCCAGGGCAGCCUCAGAGUCAGCCCUGGGCGCCAGCAGCUGGGACUCCCAGACCCCAUCAUCCCAGGAGAUGUCUCCAGUGGCCCUCAGAGCCUCCCGCCUGCAAGACGCCCAGCAGGACGCCCCCUGUGGUAUGUCCUGGCCCGGCGGGGCCAGCUCUGGGGUCACCUCUCUUCCGUCCACCAGGGACCGGUGCCCAGCAUCCCUGGGCUCGCCGAGGCCCUGCUCGGCACCCUUGCCCAUCUCAGAGCCAGACGACUCAGAGCUUUCAGCAGGGCUGGCCGGCUCAGUGCCCCAGGAGGCCCGGGCCCAGAGCUCCGUCCUGGACCGGCACAGCCAGCCGCCCAAGUCGAGAGUGACCUUCCGUGAGGAGUGUGCAGUGCCUGAUGGGAUCUGGCGCCUCAGGCCCUACUUGGGCUACGACUGGAUCGCAGGGUCGCUGGACAACAGCUCCCCCGUCACCAGCAAGCCCGAUGCCUUCUUCUCGGAGCUGAAGGAUUUCCGGGAGGCCAACAAGGAGGAGUGUGUUCACAGUGACCCUGAGCCCCGGCCCCCAGGCGUGCGGGAGAGCCGCAGCGUGGAGGAAGAACAUGCAUGUGUGUACUGUUACCACGUCAACCGACGCCUGUUUCUGGUGCCUUCCGACCCCGGCGUCCCCUGCCGCCUGUGCAAGACCCCCCGGGACCAGAGGGGCCCUGAGACCCUGCUGGAGCCCGCGCAUGUCAGGGUGAGCAUCCCGCUGUCCGUCCUCCACCCUCCACACCAGUACCGCAUCCACCGGCGGAAGAGCUUCGACGCCUCUGACACGCUGGCUCUGCCCCGGCACUGCCUGCUGGGCUGGGACAUUUUCCCUCCCAAAUCCGAGAAGAGCUCAGCCCCCAGGAGCCUGGACCUCUGGUCCUGUGUGUCCUCCGAGGCCCAGCACCGGAAGCUGCCCGCUGCCAGCCCUUCCCACCUGUGUGGUCAGGACCCCAGGCCUGCGCCCCCUGUGAAGCCCUGAGGACUGGCCAUUUAGAGGAGGAUGGAGCCGCGGCCACCAGCUGUAACCCGUCUUCUCCGUUAGGGCACCCGAGGAGGGAGCCCUGCCCGGCCUCAGCUGCAGGUGCACUUAAGCUCUGGCCUCCUAGGUUGGGCAGGUGGAGGGACCCAGGCCCUUGUCCCUCUUGGGGACAGAGCUGGGGAGGUGACAUGUUUGUAAAUAAAGCCCAUCCUUGUCUGUA
Messenger RNA from Nyctereutes procyonoides (raccoon dog), 1877 nucleotides. RefSeq names its product migration and invasion inhibitory protein (gene MIIP). NCBI's taxonomy places the organism in Eukaryota, Metazoa, Chordata, Mammalia, Carnivora, Canidae. Gene Ontology annotation, biological process: negative regulation of cell migration; negative regulation of G2/M transition of mitotic cell cycle. The record is from RefSeq and is a predicted model, not a curated record. Bases 554 to 1657 code for a protein of 367 amino acids. The transcript is spliced from 9 exons.